Tarenaya hassleriana is the source of this 2192-nucleotide messenger RNA. RefSeq names its product protein CHLOROPLAST IMPORT APPARATUS 2. The record is from RefSeq and is a predicted model, not a curated record. The transcript has 3 exons. Gene Ontology annotation, biological process: regulation of DNA-templated transcription. The coding region runs from base 823 to 1962 and encodes 379 amino acids. Lineage: Eukaryota; Viridiplantae; Streptophyta; Magnoliopsida; Brassicales; Cleomaceae. Gene Ontology annotation, cellular component: nucleus.
AAAAUAAUUAAGAGAGGGAAUAACACGUAGAGGCCACGCGCCCUAUCUCGUCCGUUCGAAGUAUGCCGUCGUCUUCUUCUUCCACCACCCUCUGCGAAAUUACACUCUCGUAUUUACAGAGACACACCUUUUCUUCCAUUUUGCAUCCCUUUUUACCUUCACAAACCCUAACGUAUCCUUUUCCCCCUCUCUCUUUUUAUAUCUCUUCCCUUUCCUCGUGACUCUCCUUCCCCCCCUUCUCUCUCUCUCUCUCUCUCUCUCUCUCCCAUUUCACAUCCUCUCCUCUUUACUGGGCAUUGGAUUUCUCUAGGGUUUUGUGUGGUUUCCUCUCUAUUCGAAAGCUUGCUGCUUUUGCUGUCUUAAGUUGGUGGGAUUUUUGGAUGGCGAAAACUUUGGAGAUUUCUCUAUUCGGGUGAAGGGGUUUGCUUCCUCAUAGUGAGAAUCCUCUUUUUCCCCUCUUAAAGUUUUGGCCUUUUUUCUUGUUUUAGUACUCCACAGGAAAAAAAAAAGUCUCAGCCUUUACUCUGUUUUUUGAGUGGUAAGAGGGGUUUAGGGUUUAUCAUCCAAAAUCACAGCAAAAGAGGAAAUUCCGAGUUUCCUGCAAAAGUUCUCCACUUUCUUGCUAUACCAUCGUCAUCCACAGUACUGCUCGUACACUCUUCCUUCUGAUUCCAGAAAUCCGCAAUUUUCCUAGAAUAAUUCAUCUUCUGUCAUUCAGGCUAAGACCUUUUCUCACCUCCUCCAUUUCCAGAAUUCCCCAGUUCACCAACCUCUGUUUUCCCGGAAAAUCCCACUUUCUCGGCAACCAAUCACCGACGGCUGAUGUCGUCUUGUCUAAGCGGCGGCGGCGGAAGAGCCGCCGCGUACGGAUUUGACCUGGAGAUCGUGAAGUCUCCGCCAUCGACGUCAACCACCAGCAGAGCAACCUCACACAACACUCCCUCGCCGUCUUCGACGCUGUCGGAGUCCAAUUCGCCGCUCGCUAUCUCCACCAGGAAGCCGCGGACCCCGCGGAAACGGCCGAAUCAGACCUACAACGAGGCGGCGAUGCUUCUCUCCACCGCUUACCCGAACAUCUUCUCCUCCGACGCCAAGAAAUCUCCCUCGAAUUCGCAGUUCUUCGGGAUUAAAUCUCCUUGCAGUGAUUUCGACGAAACCUCUGAGCUGCUUUUGCCGUUUGAAUCGAUUGAGGAGCCCGAUAUUCUGUUCCAUCCGCCGCUGCCAGUGAAGACUGGUAUGUUCUUCAAGCAGAAGGAGAUGAAUUUCGAAGGGAAGAGCAGCAGAGGAGGCGAAAUCGAUGGUUCGUGGGUGAAUCGACUGGAGAUAUUCGACGAUUUCGAUGCGGAAUCCAUUCUGGACGAGGAGGUUGAAGAGGGGAUCGACAGUAUAAUGGGCAGUGUCGAAUCGAAAGAGGCGAAUCACGAAAUCGGCCGGUUAGGGCAAAUGAUGAUGAAUCCGUGGUACGGAAGCUCCACCGGAUUCGGUUUCGCCGGAAAAUUACAGUUGGGGCUCGGAUUGAGGAGCACACUCCGAGACAAUGACGACGCGAACUGGUGGAGAUUUCCGACCGUCGAUUUCGAUCAGAUCUCGCCAAGAAUGCAAUCUGCCCCAACCACAGCCGCCCCCGCCGGUAAAGCCAAAUCCGACAACAAAAAGAAGACAGUGGCGAUGGCGGCGGAAAAGAAUAAGAAGAAGAAGAAGAAGAAAGUUUCGCCGCCGGCGGAAUCGAAGAGCUGCGAAUCUGGAAAAGAGGAUCGGGAAUGGAAUCCGAAUCCGGAGGAGAGAUCUGGUCUGUUGUUGAAGCUCGACUACGAUGGCGUUUUGGAAGCUUGGUCGGAUAAAGCUUCGCCGUUCUCCGAUGAGAUUCUAGUGCCGGACUCCGCCGGAGCCGACGGCGUCAAUGGUACACACCACCAUGCAAUCAAUGCUUCGGGUGCCGCAUCAGUUGGCGCAGCUAAAUAAGAAAUAAAAACAAAUUAAAUCAUUGGAGAAAACUAAUCUUAAUCAUCAUCACAUUUUUUUUUAUUUCGUGAGAAAGCAAUAUAUAUUAAAUGGAAAUAAUAUAUUUGCGACAAAGCUAUAUAUAUAUAUAUAUAUAACACUUAAAUUGUCCACUCCCCAUUAUUAUAUAUAUAAAAAAGAAAGUGCAAAAUGGUGAAUGAAUAUGAUGACAGAAUGAUAUGUGAUGGUUU